AUGGUUUGGAGUGCGGGGUUAGGCUGGGUAAGCUCCCCCUCGCUCUUCAACCUAUAUGUAAAUGAUCUCAUUGUUGGGUUCAGCGGCAUGCGCGUCGGUUGCCGCGUGGAUGGUGUUUGUGUUAACAACAUCAUCUACGCGGACGAUAUGGUGCUGCUGGGUCCGACAGCGAGGUCGGUCGAAGAGAUGCUGAAGGUCUGUGCUGACUACGCUGCUUCUCAUAGUCUCCGCUAUAAUGCCGCCUGUCAUUACGUUACCGACGACCUUAAGGACAAUGCCGAUAUUGAAAGAGAGCGUAAGGCUCUAGCGGUAAGAGUAUGGCGACCAGUGGAUGGUGCCCAGAAUGGGACAGUCGAGCUCAUCAGUUCACAGAUAACCCGGCUCUCUAACACCACUCUAUUGGACGCGGGGUUCGAUCUAGACCUCAUAGAACAUAUAUCUAUAGUAAAUGCAAAAUACUUAGCUCACAUUGACGUAGAUCAUUUACAACAGAUGCCGAAUCUCCAAACAUUCUACAUAAGUCAAGCUCCCCGACUGGAGAGGAUCGACAAACUCCCUCCGUUGCCAAGCCUUCGCGCAUUCGUGGUGCUAACGUCAGGAUUAACGGUGGUACCAGACCUAAGCCACGUUCACAAGUCAUGCAAGGGCUGCAUAUUGCAGCGUGUGGAUUUUGAAGGCAACCACAUACGUCAUUUGCCGAAACAUGCUCUACGCCUAAACGCGGAUCAAGUGUCGCUAAAUCUAAAUUUGAUUGAGGAAGUACCAGCGCAUGCUUUUAAACAAGCAAAUAUUAGUAAGUUAAGUUUCCGAGGUAACGAGAAGUUGAAAAUACUCGACGAGCACGCUUUUGCUGGCAUAAUCUUCUUAAAACAGUUAGAUCUAUCAAAUACAGCCAUAACAACGCUGCCAAAAGCUGGUCUUGAAACUCUGGAGAUACUCAGAAUUGAAAACACGCCUUCGUUGAAAUACAUUCCGUCUACUUACAAUAUGCAGAACCUGCAGACGGCAAUUUUAACACAUCACUUCCAUUGCUGUGCGUUCAACUACCCAGAAAUCCAUGACCCAGAGGGACAUGAACAUUACAUUGAGAAAUAUAAAAUGAUGAAAGAGGCAUGUGAAAAAAACAAUGAAAAGAUGAAAGAAAGCCAGCGCGUUGCGAUGUUGAAACGACAACGACGUUCUUUAGAGCCUAUUAGGGCAAUAUCAUAUUACAAACAUGGAACUGAAGUCAGUCAACGCUACAAUGCAGAAGAUAUAGCGACUACAGUUGAAGGUUCUCCUUCAGAAUCUUCCGAAGAAUACGACUUCCAAUACCCUGAUUACGCGGAUGACAAUUUCCUCGAGAGCGCUGUUAACAGCACUAACGUCUAUUCUGUGGCAGAUUGUACGAUUACUGGCAAGCGCCCGAAAAUAAAUUGCACACCCGUACCAGACGCGUUAAACCCCUGCGAAGAUGUUAUGGGAUGGACAUGGCUACGGAUCUGCGUGUGGAUUGUCAUAAGUGCUUCUGUCGUCGGCAAUAUCGCUGUUUUAGUAGUUCUGCUAACCAAUCAUUCUGAACUCAAUGUUGCUAGAUUCCUUAUGUGCCAUCUUGCAUUCUCAGAUCUCUGUACAGGAAUUUACCUUUUUAUAUUAGCCGUUGUAGAUCUAAAAUCGUUCGGAGAGUUCUUUAAUUACGCUUUCGAUUGGCAAUACGGUGUGGGCUGUAAAAUAGCUGGAUUCUUGUCUGUUUUCUCUGGACAAUUGUCAGUAUUCACGCUAACUAUAGUAACGUUCGACAGAUUGUUCGCCAUAAAGUAUGCAAUUUAUUUGGAGAGACGAAUAUCUCGUAUGGCUGCUGUAAAAAUAAUGAUCGGGGGUUGGUUAUUUUCAAUACUAAUGGCAGGGUUGCCUUUGAUUGGCGUUUCAGAUUAUUCUUCAACGUCAAUUUGUCUGCCAGUAGAGAGCGAUAACAUUGGAGUUAAAGUAUAUCAGGGAUCAUUGUUCAUGACCACCGCUGUGGCUUGGGUGUUGAUAGUAAUCUGCUAUGUGCAGAUUUACAGAUCUUUGGGAGUGGGCUGUGAAAAGUAUGGUGGGAGAGGAUCAGCGGCAGCAGCCGAGAGGAAAAUAGCGAAUAAAAUGGCAUUACUUAUAGGCACAGAUUUGAUGUGUUGGGCGCCAGUUGCGUUUUUUGGCGUGACUGCGUUGGCGGGCGCACCUCUUGUAGAUGUCAGUCACGGGAAAGUUUUGUUGGUGUUCUUCUAUCCACUGAACGCUUGCGCGAACCCGUUCCUAUACGCUAUACUGACAAAACAGUACAGAAGUGACUUAAUAAAGCUGAUCGCGCGAACUGACAUGUGCAACUGGCUGGUUCAGAAAUAUAAAUUAGCAGCCACUCCGCCCCCCACCGCGCAAACAAACCCCUCUGCCCCCGCGUUGCUCCCGUUGGUGGAGUAUCAAAGAGAACAAUCGCAGAUUAGCAAGAAUGGAGAAGCAAUGCUUUAA
Hyposmocoma kahamanoa is the source of this 2484-nucleotide messenger RNA. RefSeq names its product lutropin-choriogonadotropic hormone receptor-like (gene Lgr1). The record is from RefSeq and is a predicted model, not a curated record. Gene Ontology annotation, molecular function: G protein-coupled receptor activity; protein-hormone receptor activity. Lineage: Eukaryota; Metazoa; Arthropoda; Insecta; Lepidoptera; Cosmopterigidae. The transcript has 14 exons. The coding region runs from base 1 to 2484 and encodes 827 amino acids. Gene Ontology annotation, cellular component: membrane. Gene Ontology annotation, biological process: G protein-coupled receptor signaling pathway.